AUGGUGAAAGGCAAAUCCAAAAGCAGCGAUGUGCUUGAUGGACCGCUGACCGAGAAGCCGUACAAGAGUGGCAUCGUCCAGGUCUUGCGGAACACCCCGGUUCAGGUUGGCGACUUUGACUCCAAGGCCAUUCUUCUGCUUGAUGUUCUGCACGAGAAAGGCAGGGCCACAGAGGCGUGCCAGGUGCUGCAAAACACUCUUCAAGGAGUGCAGCGAAAGAAAGUCACGAACUGGCGUGCUUAUGUGUACACCCUGCUCCGAGGCAUCGACGAGGAUGCCUACAAUGCAAUGAAAGAGUCCAAGGAGAAUAACGGCCGCAAGAAGCGGCGUCCUUCGGUGCAGGAGGCCACGACCCCCAGCGCCGGGAAGAAGGAGUUUAACAAGUCUGCCGCCGAGUUCGUCCCCGGCCAGCAGUGGGCAAAGCCUGCCGAGGAGCCCAAAUCAAAGCUCCGUGAGGAUGCGGCAGAAUUCAAGCCUGGUGUGUGGCCUGAGGCUUAUCAGCCGCCCCCACCUCCGGUGAUCGUCCCGGCGUCCGCGAUGACGUUCCCAACAACGUACAAGCCCCAGCGCGAGCCGAAGGCCAUGAAGCCCGACGCCGCGGAAUUCAUUCCCGGAGUCUCCGCCUAUGCGGGGGCCAUGAAGCCCAAGAAGUCCAAGGGCAACAAGAACUCGAAGUCCAGCCCAACAGCCGCAGCCACCCCUACCCCCACGGCCAAGGCAGGUCCCGUCACCCCCGGACUCCUCUCCGGCAGUGGACCCGGCUCGCCUGUCACCCGAGACGCCGAUGUGGCGGCAGGAGGCGCGAGCUCCAGCUCCCAGCCACAGCCGCAGGCCACGGAGGCGAGCCCCACAAAGGCUGCCAAGGAGCUCAGCGAGCUUUGCCGCGACAAGCUUGGCAGCGGGGCAGCUCCGCAACCGGCAGCUGUUGGCAAACUCGGGAAGAAAUCCGGGGUGUGGGAGUUCGUGAAGGCUUUGACCGACUCCGAGUGUGCGGCGGUGCUUUCGGCUGCAGAGCAACUGGGCUUCAACCCGGCAGAGCAGGAUCGAGCGGGAGGCCAUUGCAAGCUUGUCAGGGAGGACCCCUACUUGGCCGACCGUCUGUGGCAGCGUGUCUCCGCGGCCGCACCUUCGCCCUUUUGCGGGAAGAGGGUGGCAGGAGUAUCUCCGACGCUCCGCGUGCAGCAUGGCUCCUUGGCAGAGGUCCAAUCGGAGAGCCUGGCCUUUUACCUGUGCCUGAAGAGUGCCAGCGGGGAGAAGCUGCGGGCUGGGGACCUCUUCAUCCUCGCGCCAGGUGAGAAGCUGCCAGGAGACACUCCCUGUGCUUCCUGGCUUUGUGCUGAUCUUCAGCUCGAGAGCUCGUGGUGGGCAUCAGCUUCCCAGCGCUUUGGCUUCGGGGCUUUCAAUGAACGCCGCGGCGUGGUCUUACUACUGGUCACCACGGCAGCGGCCACUAUGCUGGUGACCCAACUGAGGCCCAAGCUCCGCCUACGCCCGCUCCGCCCGCGGAGGCCCAGACAGGUUUGUGCCGGCUAUGCUUGCAAAAGGCUUACCAUGCGGAUUACGGGUCACUGUUUUGGGGGUUUAGGCGGCCUUGAGCUACUGUUCGUUGGAAUGCUGGGCCAAAUUCAGCUCACGAAUCGACCCAGACGGAUCGCGGCUUUUCUGCUGACGACAGCCACGGUUUCGCUCUUUGCUUACUUCCUCGCCACGACAUCGAGGCAAUCCAUUCGACAGAAGAUUCGGCUGGGACUUAGCUUUACAGCGCCGAGAGAAACUCCAGGGCUGCUCCCCGCUGUGACAGAGGCCGCGUGGAUAUCAUCCAACAGCACCGGUGGCACGUCUGUUUCGCGGCAGGAUGCCACAACACCACUGCAGGUCCACUCAGAGAGUCUGCUGAGCCUCGGUGCAAGGACCAGUCUGCAGCUGGCAGCAUCAGGUGCCUCCAGCACCCUCUCGACCAGUCUCCGCCCGUCGGCUGGGCCGGCGGUCCGUGGCUCCACAACACGCGCAGCGCCGACAACGCAAGCUGUCCAGGGCUCUCCGGAGAGCGCGCCGAGCGUCGGAGAAGGACAGGCGCAGCUGGGCCCGCAGUGGCGGCCCCUAGCAGCUUCAGAUCGAUAUCGCUUCACCCCGCAGACCCUGCCGCCUUUCCGAAAAUGUGAACAGGAAGAGCGAGGAAUGAAUCGCUGGAAGCAGAAGCUGGACCAACGUGGCCUGAAAAUCUGCAGCGGAGGUGUCUCAAGCAUUAUAUGUGCGCGUGAACUGGCAUCACCCAGGAUCUAUGUGUGCCAGUUCAGCAACGUCUUGGAAGUGCUUGCUGGAGAUGGCACCUUACGCUGGAUUGCCCAAUGCGCUUUGCAUAAAGAUGUGGAUCUCUAUUCCCUGUUCCAGCCUUUGCAUCGCAGCCAUUUCCUGCAUUUCCUCGAUGUUCGAAAAGACCUUGGGUCGAAGCAGCUCAGCAAAACCAUCACAGUCGUGCAGAGCAUCCCUGCUAAUGUCGACUUUUCUGACCAUGUCCUGGCAUCUUUGAAGUUAACUGCCCAAGAGAAGAAAGAGCCUGCUCGCGAAGGGGUGACCUUCCUAUCUUCCGGCGACUGCAACACGGGCAACCCGGGCCAUUGCCAGGCCGAUCAGGACAACUUGUUCAUCGUGCAGCACAUCUUGCCGAAGACCUUCAGCAGAGAGGAGACCAGAGUGGUUCUUUACAACGGCUUUGGCAGGUCAAGAUAUUCGGCUGCGAUGGAACAUCUGCCCCAUUUCUACGAAGACUGGCAGGCACUGUCCGCCGAGAUCGUUACCGCCUCCUACUCUGCAGAGUUUCCUUCCUUGAAAGUGAAAGCGAAGCCGUAUGUGCAGCUCGUGAGGUACCUGGUAUCUGGGCCUGCUGGAAUGACGGGGCCUCACUGGACCAGCUUGAAAGGUAGCUCUUGCAUCGGCCGGUCUCCUUUGCUCCUUGCGCAUCAGAUGGCUGCGUUGCCCUUCUUCGAGUCGAAAUGGGCGAGCAACCCGGAUCGAUAUGGUGAUGCCUGCAAGUUCUUGCAGAAGCUCUCUGCUGAAUACUCCUUGCACCUCCUGAACGGAGAGGUUUGCAAGAUCGACGCAAGGCACAGCAACUUCUACCUGUGGAUUUCACGGGUCGAUCAGGACUGCCACGGGCCGGCCCAUUUGACCAGCAAAUGCAGGAAGCGCCAAAAUCGUGGCGUCUCGAACGGCCUGGAGCUUGCAACCGAAUUGUCGACGCGUUAUACUGCAACUACCAUUCUUUACGUCAACGCGGGAAUCAUUCCCUACCUCGACCAAGUGUUCCUGAUACGGGCGGCGAGCACCAUCAUUGCAGCGCACGGCGGCGGCUUGUGGAAUGCGGCGCGCUGGCUGAACGAAGCGCUGCACCAGCGAGUCGUGGAGAUCGUGCCGAUAGGUUCUCCAGGCGAGACCUGUUCUCUCGCAAAGCUUUUCGGCGGUCGAUACAGCUGGGUCAAGUGCCACGCUUGCAAAAACAAGCAGAAUGGAGAGCUGAAGUUUGAGGAAUUCGUUAAGGCGCUGGAGACUGUGGCUUUUAUAUCUGCCUACCUCUUCACCUCGGCGUUCAGCCAGUCCAUUCGACAGAAGCUCCGGCUGGGACUGCACUUCAACGGGGCCCACGCGCCUCCGGGGCUUCCUGCUUCACAAGCAUCUCCCGAAGCCAUCUCCACAACAAGCAAGGACCCAGCGACAUCAGCCAGCCGCGACUUUCCGUCCACCACGGAGGGCCGGCCUGGUUCCCCGAGCUCCACAACCCAAGGCGCACAGCUGGCGGAUUCGGAUGGGCGAAGCUUCACCUCCAGCACGUCCAGCGCCCUUUCGACCAGUCUCCGCCCCUCCGCUGGGCCGGCGGUCCGUGGCUCCACGACACGCGCAGCGCCGACAACGCAAGCUGUCCAGGGCUCUCGGGAGAGCGCGCCGAGCGUCGGAGAAGGACAGGCGCAGCUGGGCGUGCAGUGGCGGCCCCUGGCAGCUUCAGAUCGAUAUCGCUUCACCCCGCAGACCCUGCCGCCUUUCCGACAGUGCGAGGAAGAACACCUGGGAAUGAGCAAGUGGAAGCAGAAGCUUCGCGGACAUGGCCUCGAAAUCUGUGGCGCUGGAGUUUCGACCAUCACCUGUGCUCGCCACCUCACCAAGCAACAAGUCUAUGUCUGCCAGUUCCGGGAUGUUGUGGAGUUACUAUCUCCAACUGGCACCUUGAGUUGGGUUGCGCAGUGCAACUUGCGCAGAGAAGUGAACCGCAGAAUGCUGUUCAGUCAAUUGUCUCCCCGACACCCUCUUCAAAACCUGGACGUUCGACGUCAGCUUGGAGCGAAGCAGCUCACCCAACCAAUUACAAUCCUUGAGAGCCUGCCUGGCAAUGUGUCUUUACUUGACCACAUUUCAGCGUCUCUGCAGUGGAAUGUCCAAAAUAAAUCCGCAGCCCGUGAAGGUUUGACCUUUAUGUCGACAGGCGACUGCAACACGGGUAACCCAGGCCAUUGCCAGGCCGAUCAGGACAACUUGUUCAUUGUGCAGCACAUCUUGCCGAAGACCUUCCGCAGAGAGGAGACCAGAGUGGUUCUUUACAACGGCUUUGGCAGAUCGAGAUAUUCGGCUCAGAAAGCAAGUCUGCCCCAUUUCUACGAAGACUGGCAGGCACUGUCCGCCGAGAUCGUACCUGGUAUCUGGGCCUGCUGGAAUGACGGGGCCUCACUGGACAAGGUUCAACCAGCAGCGUUGCCUUUUUUCGAAUCUGAAUGGGGGCGCGACCCGAAACGCUAUGGCGAUGCCUGUAACUUCAUGCGGAAACUGUCGGCAGAACACUCCUUGCACCUCCUUAAUGGGAAGGUUUGCAAGAUCGAUGCAAGGCAAAGCAACUUCUACCUGUGGAUAUCGCGCAUACCCCCGGACUGCCACAAGAUUCCUUCGCUUGGCGACAGCUGUGGGAAGAAUCGUGGCGUUGCAAACGGCCUGGAGCUCGCAACCGAACUGUCGAAGCGUUACACAGACGCUACCAUUCUAUACGUGAACACGGGAACCAUUCCCUACCUCGACCAAGUGUUCCUGAUACGCGCGGCGAGCACCAUCAUUGCAGCGCACGGCGGCGGCUUGUGGAAUGCGGCGCGCUGGCUGAACGAAGCGCUGCACCAGCGAGUCGUGGAGAUCAUGCCGAUAGGCUGGAACAGACUCUCCUGA
Molecule: messenger RNA, 5199 nt
Organism: Symbiodinium sp. CCMP2592
Lineage: Eukaryota; Dinophyceae; Suessiales; Symbiodiniaceae
Source: the annotation of a GenBank genome assembly